CAAGAAAUAAUUUCUAUCUGGCUCAUACUUGAAGCUGUCUUGUUGACUACUUGGGAGGUCAUAAUUGCUUCCAUUUCUCUUGUCUUUGCUUUGAAGAGAAGUACAGGUUAACUUCAAUACCUGUCCUUUUAUCCUAAUAUUUCAGCAUUGACAAAGACAAAAGUUGAAGUAAUUAAUUUUACUUACAACAUCCCUCAAAUAUGCUCUCACAAUUGAGAACGAGGGCAAAUGCCUCUCUUCUCACCUCAAGAAGAGCUUCACAAUAUGUGUAAGUAUCUCCAAAGUCUUCUUCUUUCCAAUUGACUAACUUUAUAUCAAGACGCUCUUUAUCUUCUACCUCAUCUCUCCGCACAUCAUCGGAUGACUCAGAACCAAAACUCAACAGAGUCUCAUCUACUAUCACACAACCAAAAUCACAAGGUGCUUCGCAGGCAAUGUUAUAUGCUACUGGGAUGACCGAAGAAAGAUUAAAUAAAGCACAAGUUGGUAUUUCCUCUGUAUGGUGGUCAGGGAAUCCUUGUAAUAUGCAUCUAUUGGAACUCAACCACAAAGUAAAGGAAGGAGUUGAAAGAGCUGGUUUAGUAGGAUAUCAAUUCAACACCAUUGGAGUUUCGGAUGGUAUUUCUAUGGGCACAAAGGGUAUGAGAUAUAGUCUUCAAUCAAGAGAUUUGAUUGCGGAUAGUAUUGAAACUGUUAUGGGUGGUCAAUGGUAUGAUGCAAAUAUCUCGAUUCCUGGAUGCGACAAGAAUAUGCCCGGUGUUAUGAUGGCAAUUGGAAGAGUUAACAGGCCUUCUCUUAUGGUUUAUGGUGGUUCGAUUAAACCAGGAUGUGCCUCAACUCAAAACAAUGCAGAUAUUGAUAUCGUUUCCGCAUUCCAAGCCUAUGGACAAUUCAUUACCGGAGAAAUUACGGAAGAACAAAGAUUCGAUGUUAUUCGUCAUGCUUGCCCAGGUCAAGGUGCAUGUGGUGGAAUGUAUACCGCAAACACAAUGGCAUCAGCAAUUGAAAUUAUGGGAAUGACCCUUCCUGGAUCUUCUACCAACCCAGCGGAUUCCAAGGCUAAAUUACUCGAAUGUUUCGCAGCUGGUGGUGCCAUCAAAAAUCUUCUUAAAGAGGACAUCAGACCUAGAGAUAUCAUGACUAGACAAGCCUUCGAAAAUGCUAUGAUUCUUGUUACUAUCACUGGAGGAUCUACUAAUGCUGUUCUUCACCUUAUUGCUAUGGCAGAUGCUGUAGGAAUUAAGCUCACGAUAGAUGACUUCCAAGCUGUUUCUGACCGAACACCUUUCCUUGCAGAUCUUAAACCAUCCGGUAAAUACGUCUUCAAUGAUCUUUACAGUAUCGGUGGUACUCCAGCUCUCAUUAAACUCCUCAUCAAAGAAGGUGUUAUUGAUGGAUCAGGAAUGACUGUAACUGGUAAAACUCUUGCCGAGAACGUCAAGGAUGUUCGUGAUUUCCCAUCCGAUCAAGAAAUUAUUCGUCCAUUCUCAGCUCCUAUUAAAGAAACCGGUCAUAUCCAAAUUCUACGUGGCUCCCUCGCACCAGGUGGAUCUGUCGGUAAGAUUACCGGUAAAGAAGGAUUACGAUUUGUCGGAAAAGCCAAGGUUUAUGAUGCUGAAAAUGAUUUCAUCGAAGCUCUCGAACGUGGUGAAAUUAAGAAAGGAGAAAAGACUGUUGUAGUCAUUCGUUAUGAAGGACCAAAGGGUGGACCAGGUAUGCCAGAGAUGUUAAAACCAUCUUCAGCAAUUAUGGGUGCCGGACUUGGACAGGAUGUCGCACUUAUUACCGAUGGACGUUUCAGUGGAGGAUCUCAUGGAUUCUUGAUUGGACAUAUUGUACCCGAAGCACAAGUUGGAGGACCUAUUGCGUUGGUUAGAGAUGGUGAUAAGAUUAUCAUUGAUGCAGAGACCAAAGUGUUGGAUUUGGAGGUUGAAGGUGGUGAGGAGGAAUUAGAAAGGAGAAGAAAAGAGUUCGUUGCGCCCCCGUUGAAAUAUACUAAGGGUACAUUAGCGAAAUACUCGAGAUUGGUGCAGGAUGCUAGUCAUGGAUGUAUUACCGAUGGAGAUAUUGUUGAGGCAUGAGAGAUGAGAUGAUAUCAAAUGGGUAAAGGGAAGAACAGAUGACAACAGAGGAUGAAAAUAAAUUGUAUAUUUUCAACUCCGGUCUGGAGCGACAGGAAUAGAACCGGUGAAACAAAAUCGGUGUUUCUUCAAUCUAUGAUGUAUUUUUCCUUACGAUAAUAGGAUGAAUAGCAAGUCUAAUUUCGACAGUUAAUUAAAUGAAUGAAUGAAUGAAUGAAUG
Molecule: messenger RNA, 2301 nt
Organism: Sclerotinia trifoliorum
Lineage: Eukaryota; Fungi; Ascomycota; Leotiomycetes; Helotiales; Sclerotiniaceae
Source: the annotation of a GenBank genome assembly